Messenger RNA from Brassicogethes aeneus, 2088 nucleotides. The record is from the annotation of a GenBank genome assembly. Lineage: Eukaryota; Metazoa; Arthropoda; Insecta; Coleoptera; Nitidulidae.
UCUUAAUUUCUUUUCCUCUGCAGACAUUUUGGCUCUGUAGUCGCCAAAAGAUAAUCUCAUAACUUGUCUUUUCUUAACCAUUGGUGCAGCAUUGCUCAUCAAAGUGUUUAAAGCCUUGGUAUGAUCCUGAACUAAAAUUUGUAAACCUUAAACGAUGCUGCAAUAUUUUUAAAAAACAUACCUUGUUUAUCUUUUAAUUUGCCGGAUUUUAAAGCCGUCUGCAGUUGCUGUAUGCACCAACAUAAUUCCAGUUCGAAUUGCUGUUCUAACUCGGGAGAAAUUCCAUUACUGGUGGAUGGUUCAGAAUUUAAAAUCACUUUUGGGGGUAGCGUGCAAGGUUUUCCUGUGGUUUUGUGUAAUCUUGCUUUGGGAGGCAUAUUUAUUUCUUAUAAAUUCAAUAUAGGUAUUUGUGUUUUUUUUUAAUAAGAAAUAAAUUGUUCCAAAUAAACACUUCUUAAUAAAUUGGAGGUUAUAUUUCUAUGUUGCCAAAUAUUCCUUAUUUGAUAAACACGAAAUAAUAAUAAUAAAUAUAUAGUGGUGUAUUAAAGACAGUUUAAUAUUUGAUACAGUUUUAUUAAAUUAUCGCAUUUUGCGGUUUUUAACUAUUUAAAUAGUUAAUAACCGCAAAAACAAUUGUUACGAUGAAAAACCGACAACACUGUAAAUAAGCGCCCCCUGGCCAAUCAAAAGACAAAGAGCAAUAUACAAAACUCGGGUUGGUGGGAAAGAGAUAGCCGAAAAGUUUGGUGAGUUUUCAAACAAAAGAGUGGCUUCAUCGUGCAACGCACACUUCAGAAUCGCAUUUCCUUUGUAAACAAGUGGUUUGACAGUUGAGUUUAAAACAAAGCACGUUUAAUUUUCGAAAAACGAUGAAUUCGGGUGUGGAUGAAAUCGGUAACAACGGCCAAAGCAACGACACAGUGGACGUAAAUCCCAUAAACGGUGCCAACGGUGAAAACAACGACGAAGGAGAUGCCUUGGGCAGUGGAGGUAAUUCAAAUGGAGAGAAUUAUGCACGAAUGCCAGUGGCUAAAUACGCAUCUCAUUAUAAAAUGGACUUUCCUGAGAAAAGUAUUGCCUACAUUUUUAACCACGAGACCUUUCAAGUCCAUGAUUUAAGGAAAAGGGCUGGUACCAAUAGGGACUCCGAAAAUUUAAGGAAAGUUCUGAUAAAUCUUAAUUUUGAUGUGCAUGAAUUCAAGGAUUUAAGACAUGAUGAACUUAUGCAAAAUUUGGAUCACUUGGCUAAAAUGGACCAUUCAAAAAAAAGCUGUAUAAUUGUGUCUGUUCUGUCACAUGGAGAAAUGGGAAUUAUUUAUGCCAAAGACACCUGUUACAAGCCAGAUGACCUCUGGAAAAAUUUUACUGGAGACAGGUGUCCCAGUUUGGCUGGUAAACCCAAAAUGUUUUUUAUACAAGCCUGCCAAGGAGAUAAACUGGAUAAAGGUGUCAAUAUGAUAAGAACGGAGACUGAUGGUGAAUCUCAUCAUUCAUACAAAAUACCAGUGCAAGCUGAUUUUCUAAUGAUGUAUUCUACUUAUAAAGGUUACUAUUCUUGGAGGAACACUACAAAUGGUUCAUGGUUCAUCCAGGCUCUUUGUGAAGAACUAAGGGCUAGGAGUGCAAAUGAUGAUCUGCUAACAAUUCUAACCUACGUUACACAAAGAGUGGCUUUAGAUUAUGAAAGCAACACCCCAGACAAUUCCACCAUGCACCGUCAGAAACAGAUACCCUGCAUAAUGAGCAUGCUGACCCGUCUGGUCAGGUUCAAUCCAGGAUCGGACUCUGAGGGUAACAUUUUAACAACAGAAGUAGAGAACAAAAAUAAAAACAAAUUUACCGCAAUUUUUAAUAGCCUAGGCAAUAUAAGCAAAACCUAAAUAAAAUAUUUAUGAAAUAUAAUUGUUAAAUCAAACCAUUUUCUUACCUAUAGUUAUAAGUAUAUUUUUUAUACAUAAAUUUUAUGGUAUUUUAUAUUGUGCCAUUUUUUGUUUAUUCUUAAUUAAUUUUGUAGUUUGUAAGUAUUUUUUUGUAUUAGCAAUAUUUAUUGUUAUAUUUUGCUCACUGUAUUUAAGGUACUAUUCUUAA